Mucor mucedo is the source of this 1452-nucleotide messenger RNA. RefSeq lists its product as uncharacterized. NCBI's taxonomy places the organism in Eukaryota, Fungi, Mucoromycota, Mucoromycetes, Mucorales, Mucoraceae. The coding region runs from base 1 to 1452 and encodes 483 amino acids. The transcript has 6 exons. The record is from RefSeq and is a predicted model, not a curated record.
AUGACUGCGACCUGCGAAAUUUUUAUCACAGCAGUUUUCCCCAAGAUGAAUGAAGAUCGUUGGAUCAUUGAAUGCCAUAACGAUGUUCAUAAUCAUGACUUGUUGGAAGACGACAAAAAAUUAUGUCUUGUCAAGAACCGCCAGCUCCAUUACGAACAGCAACGUACGAUUGAUGAGGUGCACGUUGCAAACGCCAAGACAUCCGCUAUUGUCGCGGCCGUAAACAACGUCAAGUGCACAAAGACGAGAGAGAGUGCAAAGGACAUCACUAACCAAUGUGCUCUGUUGAGACGUGCAUUAAACAAAGAUGAAAAUCAACGUCACAUGAAUCCCUUCAUUCGCAACUUGGAAGAGAAGGGGAGCAGUUUAUCAAGCAAGUAUGAAGAGAUUGGAAGCGAAAGGAUCGAAGAUGGGUUUCAUCAAUUACUCUGUCGAUUUGGCAUGGGUACGGACGAAACCAACAUGACAUAUGAUCGGUUUUUUAAGACACUCAAGACAAAAAUUGUGAAUUUUGUUGACGAAUUGUACAAACAACGUGCUUCUUGGGUCAAGCAGUACAGCGACAAGUGUUGCCACAUGGGAAUUUAUACGACCAAUCCUGUUGAACCAGCCCACUGUGCAUUGAAAGAAAAUAAUUGCCAAAUUGCCAAAUGUGCCUUGGCCACAACAUUUGGCCAAUUAGAUAUGGAACUCGCCCAACAGAAUUUCAAAGUUGUCAUGGAUAAAGGUUACACGACGUUUUCGGCCGAUCCUUUUGUUAAAACCAACUCAAUGUUUCGUGAAUUGGUGAAUGUGGUUAGCAGAUUUGCAUUUGAGAUGAUUAAGAAGCAAAUCCUACCUUAUAGACAUAUUAUACACAUGGAAGAAUAUGACCAGGUUUUCAGCAGCCAGACAAACAGUAAUAGAUUUGACAACGUAGUAAUCCGCAAGGAUGUUGUCAUUCCUCUCUCUUCUGUGGACGCAAAAUGGAUUGUCGGAAAACUGGCUUUAAGUAAUAACUCGAACCCUCUUGAGAGUGUGCACCAGUUAUUGUCAGCAGCCUUUGAAAAGGAUGAACUGGUGGUCAGUAGUCAAAAAAUUGCAAAGACUGCGAAAAUUCUUUCCCAAGGUGAAGCCGUUGAGGCUAAAGUGAAGAAGGUGAACAAACGAAAGCCAUCUACUAUAAAGAAGCUCAAGCAAGCGACAUUCGAUGAUUCUACCAUCAUUGAUGAGAAUAUCAAUCCUUAUAUAAGCUUGCUCUGCGUCUGUAUGCUUCAGUUUAUGCUGACGCACGUCGCUUCGGUGUCAAACGUUCUUGGCGAAGGAAAUUGUGGUUUUCGUUCCCUUGCUGCCUCCGUAGGAAGAGAUGAAGUCAUAAGAGUUGCGCUGUCUCUUGGUGACGAACUCUUAGGUGACUUCAAGAAGGAUGAGGGUUUUUACAUGGAUGUAAGAAGAUGCUUAUUGAACAACUAA